AUGAUCAGAACAAUCACCACACCGGGCCCAGGCCUGGCAUUCCUUCUUUGUCUGCAGCUUCUUCCCUUUCUGCCCAGAAUACAAGCCAACGAAGCGACCCCUUGCUACGCCCCCGACACCAAGCGCAUAGACGACAGAUUCAUGCCAUGCAUCUCCAUGGACGGCAUGGACUCCAUGUGCUGCCGGCUCAACGAUCACGACCCCGACAUCUGCAAACCAAACGGUCUCUGCUAUUGGGAGAAUGUAGACGGGGGCGGCAGAAAUGGAUUGUACAGGGGUCUCUGCACAAGUCAGGGCUGGGAUACCUCAAAUUGUUUACCGAAGACCAUCUGCGCUGAUGAUAAUGCCGGCGGGAAUUCAAGCUACACAUCGCAGCUGAGUGACUGUGACAACGGGAAUUAUUGCUGCGGGAACACCACCGCCUGCUGCACCGACGAGAAAAUGUUCACCCUCAGCCCAACCUUAGUCCCGAUCGGAUCCUCGUCCAGCUCUAGUGCUACCGCGACCGUAACGGCGACCGUCUCGGGGAAGGCAGAUUCAUCUACAAAGACUGCGAUCGGGCUCGGGGUGGGCAUACCACUAGCUGUCCUUGCGAUCGCUGGCGCUGGAGGUGGAUUCUUAUGGGGGAGACGGAGUAUGAAGGCGAAAUAUGCGCAGAUUCAGAAUCAGGGGAUUAAUAUGCCCAUGGGCGUGCUUGGGGGAGUGGGCGGCGCGCAGCAGGUGGAUUCGAAAUCUGUUCAUGAGGCGGAUGUUGUGCAGCCGCAGCCUCUGGAGCUUCCUGCUGGGAAGAAUGAUCGUUGA
Molecule: messenger RNA, 801 nt
Organism: Aspergillus puulaauensis
Lineage: Eukaryota; Fungi; Ascomycota; Eurotiomycetes; Eurotiales; Aspergillaceae
Exons: 2
Coding region: 1-801 (266 amino acids)
Source: RefSeq, a predicted model, not a curated record